Penicillium verhagenii is the source of this 1239-nucleotide messenger RNA. Its product is annotated as epoxide hydrolase. The record is from RefSeq and is a predicted model, not a curated record. Bases 1 to 1239 code for a protein of 412 amino acids. Lineage: Eukaryota; Fungi; Ascomycota; Eurotiomycetes; Eurotiales; Aspergillaceae. Gene Ontology annotation, biological process: epoxide metabolic process. Gene Ontology annotation, molecular function: epoxide hydrolase activity. The transcript has 4 exons.
AUGGCUACCAUCACACCUUUUACGAUAGCCGUUUCUGACAAGCAAAUUGCCCAGCUCAAUCAAAAGCUGGAGCAAGCAACUUUCCCUGAUGAACUUGAUGAUGUGGGUUGGGAUAUGGGUGUUCCACUGUCUGAUAUGAAGCGACUGGUUAUUACCUGGCGUGAGAAGUUUGACUGGCGCGCCCAGGAAAAGAAGCUCAACGAGCAACUCAGUCAAUUUACAGUGCCUGUCUCUGUGGAUGACUUUGGGGUCUUGGAAGUUCAUUUUCUGCAUCAUCGAUCUGGGAAUCCGCGCGCCGUUCCAUUACUGUUUAUACAUGGAUGGCCUGGAAGUUUUCUCGAAGCAACCAAGUUGAUUCCGUUGCUCACAAAGGACGAUGGGGGCCCCGUAUUUGAUGUCGUGGCGCCUUCACUUCCUAACUACGGAUUUUCAGAGGGGGUGCAUAAGAGAGGAUUCGGCUUGGCUCAAUAUGGCGAAACCGUUCACAAAGUCAUGAUAGCUCUAGGUUAUGACCAAUAUGUCAUCCAAGGAGGAGAUUGGGGCAGUGCUCUCGCCCGCACAAUGGCAACCUACUACUCCAAACAUAUCCAGGCCAUCCACCUGAACACCAUCCCUGUAUCUCCGCCCUACCCUUGGCGAAGCCCACUCCGCUUCCUCCAAUCCCUCGUCAGCGUCCCAUUUUCAGCCAAGGAUCGGGCAUACAUCGGCCGCACGAUUGAGUACGUGACCAGAGGCAGCGCAUACAUGGUACAGCAGGGGACUAGGCCACAGACCCUCGGGUACGGGCUCCACGACAGUCCUGUUGCACUCCUGGCGUGGAUAUACGAUAAACUGCACUCGUGGUCGGAUGAAUAUCCAUGGACAGACGAGGAGAUCUUGACGUGGGUUAGUUUGUAUUACUUUUCGCGCGCGGGGCCGACGGCUUCGAUUAGAAUUUACUAUGAAUCUUUGGCGCAAAAGCCAGAGACGGUGACAAAUUGGAUGGGUAUGCCCCAGAUGCUUGAUGCUCGAGCGCCAGCGAAUGUGCGGUUUGCGGUGAUGCAGUCUAAAGAAGAGAUUAUCCAAUGGCCCAUGGCAUGGUAUCGAGCUAUUGGCAAUGUGGUUAAGGAAACGGAGUAUGGACGUGGGGGUCAUUUUGCGGCUUGGGAAGUGCCUGAGUUUGUUGCGGGUGAUUUGAAAGAGUUUCUAGGCAAAGAUGGGGCAGCUUAUGCGGCGGUGGAAGACAAAGACGGGUAUUGA